Scutellospora calospora is the source of this 390-nucleotide messenger RNA. Lineage: Eukaryota; Fungi; Glomeromycota; Glomeromycetes; Diversisporales; Gigasporaceae. The record is from the annotation of a GenBank genome assembly.
GAUGCAAUUAACAUAAUAGAAAUAGAACCAAAAGAUAAUAAUAAAGGAAUAUCUAUAUUACAAAAUAACCAUUCGAAUGAUUUACUAUUGGAUAUUGAAUUAGAAGAAAAAAAAAUUGCUUUGUUAGAAUAUCAAACUAGAAAUAGAAAAGAAGCUGCUGAAGCGAAGGCUAUUGAAUUACAAAAUCAGAAGUUAAAAGCAAGCCUGAAAAAUACAUCAACACUUUAUACAACUUUAACCAUAAAUGAAUCGCAAACCAUCUGUCACGAACAAAUAUAUUCAUCACACUUACAAGUUGUUCCUUCAAUUCUUCGUCAUUCAAUACAUAAUAUGAAUAAUGAAAUUGAACCAUUUACGGCUAACGGAAAUAAUGCUUCUGAAGAGUCAUGA